ACAAUAAGCUGAGCGCAAUGUACCACACCCGUGAACAUAACCUCCCGCUAAACAAAACAAAUUCUCACUCAGGAAGCCAAUUCGGACAUUACUGAACUACCCUUCAAAGGCUUCACUAGGGGCGAGUCACCACGUGGUAGUUGUCCUGUAAUUUCUAGAAAUUUCCUCCUUCGAGUUAUCCACACUUACAAAAUGAUGGUUCACAACAAGCCGCCCAUAUCUGCAUCGCCGAGGCCUCCAGACUUAAAUGCGCCAUUCAUGAUUCCUGAGGUGUUUUUAAACGUAAACUCCUAUGAUACCACGGAGGCAUAUGUCGCUUGCCACAAUUGUUUACCUUCUGACAAUUGUGCAUACAGGACAGAUGAUUCGGGCUCACUUUCCGCUGAUUAUGUGGAAGGAGCUCAGAUCAUAGCUCUAGAGGAGGUGGACGCCAACGGAGACAGCGUUCAGGAACAGCAGGAACAUAUUCCUGUUGUUCUUAAUAUCAAUGAUCACCAUGAUUUGAUUGUCCUGGCCCCUGAGUUGCAGUCUGAUGCUAUGAGACAACAAAUUGAACCCUGGACCAGUCCUCAGUACCUGCAUUUGCAAAUAUUGGUCGAAGGGAUCCAGAUCCAGACUGAAUCAGCCGAAAUCUCAGUUGGAGACAUCAUUGAAGAGCCUGCAGUCAUAGAGUUCCCUGACAUGCCUGGGGGAUAUAUUCCGGCUGUUUUAAAUAGGUUUGCUAAGAGACCUGAGGACAAAUUAGACAAAGUAAAAUGUCUAAGUGUGAUCAAGAAGGCCAAGUUGGGUGAUGCCACCAAAGACACAAUAAAACCUUAUUUGCAAUGGUUUCCACAAAGUUCUGUUAAGCUGGAGCCGCUAGAGGGGUGUAUGCCCACACCCAAGGAGCCGGUCGUUCGGGAAACGCGGCCUUUCCUCUAUUGUGAGCUUUGUCGGCGGACUGAGAGCCCUGGAGUCAUUACGCACACAUGCUCCAAGAAUGAAGCCUCACAGGAGUUGGAAUCAGCUUCGGAAGUUAAUGCUCCCAUGAAAACUUCCUCCAGUGCCAAACUUGAAUCGACUCCUAUAAUUGAACAAGUCCCUGAGAACUCGUCCACCCCUGAGGAUAACGAGUACCUGACAAGCACCAGUAACUUGGCCAAGAGACAACAACGCUGUUUGAACAAUAACACUCAGAUUGAACCAAUCCCUGAUAAUGCCUCUUCCUACAUUGCCAAAGCUUCCCCUGAAGCAAGACCAUCUGAUGAGGUCAACACAUCCUCAGAUACUGACAGUUCAUCCAGUGCCACAGAAAUUAAAAUAAAAUGGAAAUGUGGGCAAUGUGUGACAGUUAAAAAAAUUAAAAGAUUUCCUUGUGAAGCAAAAAUUGAGCUUCACAAGUCAGUAAGGGACAUAGUGCAUCCGUGUGGGCUCAAAAUUGAACGCCAAGAAUUUGUUUGUGACUUCUGCAAAGAGCUAUUUGGUGAAAAACUGUACCUUCGUAAACACAUCCAGUCUCACAUCCUUGAAGACAGGAUGUACAGUCCUCUGAAUCACACUAUGGUCAUGUGUAAUCUGUGUGAGAGUAGUUUUUCCUAUUCUCACUUCUUGACGCAUCUUGUCAGGAUGCACAGCGCGGUGGAAGAGCGUCGGACUGGGAAGAAAUGUCCAAUAGGCUGUCUGGUAAACAACUUCCCCACUACUAGCUUGCUUUGUGAGCACCUUCGCAGACAACACAGCAAGCGUGUGUACCACUGCCCAGUCUGCAAUGUCGUCUUUAAAGACUUGCUAAGUCUAGAAGAGCAUGCGUCAGACUAUCAUGCCAUAUCCAUGGCUGAGAGCUGCUCUACAAUAUACCAGUGCGACCAAUGCUCUUUCUGGGGCACUAAAACGUUUGCUCAUCACAUGAAGUGGAAGCACAAAAGAGUAUACACGAUCGCCCGUCCGAAAGCCCGGGAAAUCGUGGAAGUUUUUGCUGAGCUAAGCGAUUUAGAGAAGACAAGUCGUUCAGUAUUAAUCUGCUACCACUGCAGAGAGGCGUUCUUCACCAAAGCGAAACUGAGGCAUCACGUGCGCACCACGGAAGGGCACAUUCACGGCACGUUUGGUUCGACUCUGACUAGGGAGUGCUUCAACUGUCCGAUGUGCAACACGAAACUGAAGUCCAUGAUGCAUGCGAUGGCGCACUUUGUUGCCAUGCACACUAAAUGGCCCAUUAACCAGUCGGAUGAUGGGUCUAUGUACAGUUGCAAUUCGUGCAACUCGUUCCAAACCAACUCGAUGCAGUCGCUGUGCACCCACCGUAGGUCCAAGCACGGCGAAAAGCUGUAUGACUGCCUCAUCUGCGGUAUCAUGCUGCUCACACCGUUGGACUUAGGGGAACACUUUGCCCGCGACCACAAGAUGCCGCAAAUGUUGAGCUUCGUGCCCAACAAGCUCACUCUAAAGGCCAGCGUCAUACUCUUGCGCGAUGCACGCGCAGAAGCUGCUGUCACCGCCCUGAAGCGGGGGCUGCAGAAGGUUGGCUGCCAAGAGGAUGAAUCACCUCCUGUGAAGAGAGGCAGAGGAAGGCCGCGAGGCUCUAAAGAGAAGAUGAAUGGCUGCCAAGAGGAUGAAUCACCUCCUGUGAAGAGAGGCAGAGGAAUGCCGCGAGGCUCUAGAGAGAGGAUCAAUGGCUGCAAAGAGGAUGAAUCACCUCCUGUGAAGAGAGGCAGAGGAAGGCCACGAGGCUCUAAAAACAAGUCUAAAACACCAUUGCCUACACUGAAGACGCCUCCUACCCUGAGGACGCCUCCUACCCUGGGGACGCCUACUACCCUGGAGAUGCCUCCUCCAUCGAUCACCUCCAGAAAGAGAAGAGUAAAGCAAAGCUCCCCUGUGCGCCCAAAGAAAGCUACCCUGAGGACGCCUACUACUAUGAGGACGCCUCCUACCGUGGGGACGCUUCCUACCGUGGAGACACCUGCUACCCUGGGGACGCCUGCUACCCUGGGGACGCUUCCUACCUUGGAGACGCCUGCUACCCUGGGGACGCUUCCUACUGUGGAGACGACUGCUACCCUGGGGACGCCCACUACCGUGGAGACGCCUUCUACCCUGGGGACGCUUCCUACUAUGGAAACGCCUGCUACCGUGGAGACGCCUGCUACCGUGGGGACGCCUACUACCCUGGAGACGCCUCCAACCCUGGAGACGCCUCCUACCCUGGGGACGCCCACUACCGUGGAGACGCCUACUACCCUGGGGACGCCCACUACCGUGGAGACGCCUGCUACCCUGGGGACGCGUCCUACCUUGGAGACGCUUCCUACCGUGGAGACGCCUGCUACCCUGGGGACGCACACUACCGUGGAGACGUCCACUACCGUGGAGACGCCUGCUACCCUGGGGACGCACACUACCGUGGAGACGUCCACUACCGUGGAGACGCCUGCUACCCUGGGGACGCUUCCUAUCUUGGAGACGCUUCCUAUCGUGGAGACGCCUGCUACCCUGGGGACACCCACUACCGUGGAGACGUCCACUACCGUGGAGACGCCUGCUACCCUGGGGACGCCUGAUACCCUGGGGACGCUUCCUAUCUUGGAGACGCUUCCUACCGUGGAGACGCCUGCUACCCUGGGGACACCCACUACCGUGGAGACGCCUGUAACCCUGGGGUCGCCUGCUACCCUGGGGACUCCUGCUACCCUGGGGACGCCUGCUACCCUGGGGACGCUUCCUACCUUGGAGACGCCUGCUACCCUUGGGACGCCCACUACCGUGGAGACGCCUGCUACCCUGGGGACGCCCACUACCGUGGAGACGCCUACUACCCUGGAGAUGCCUCCUCUAUCGAUCACUUCCAGAAAGAGAAGAGUUAAGCAAAGCUCCUCUAUGCGCCCCAAGAAAGCACGCAAAAUGCUGCGUCAACUUGACAAUCCCAUGAUACCUUAUACCUAGACAUCUGAGCCAGCCGACUAAGCCAGUCCUUUUCUUGAGCCGCCAGCUGCGGACACUUUUUAUCGGUUCAGCCAGCUGCGCUGCGCCAGCCUUCCAGCUACCUAUAAUUUGCAUCAUAAUCAUUUUUUUCAUUUCACGUGCCCCAAUUGAGUGAAAAAUGUCUCGCCGUUCUCUGUUUCACGGAUUUUUUUCUUAUUAGUUCAUACCUACUGAGUCAAUUGUCUUUAAAGGUCAAAUUUCGCGUUAAAAAUUCAGAAACUCGGUAAAAUUACGAUGAUCAGUGUUAAAAUUUUUAGUCAUUUCGUAAAACCAGUGGCUUUAUUUUUAAUGAUUUUUAAAAAUAAUUUUUAAAAAAUCACUUUUUUUGUCAUCCUUCCUAUCUCUUUUUGAUCUUAAAAAUGCGUGUUUCAGAAAAAAAUGCGAAAUUGCAGAAAAACGAAAAAAACAUUUUUUUGCAAUGCACUUUUUCCCGUAAAAACGCGGGUUUUUGCGAUGCCUACAGAUAAAACUGUGUUACUCCUAAGUUUUGACUUUUGAGUAGUGAAGUCUUAAAAAGCAUUUAAGCCGGCUGCAAGCCAGGCGCCAGCCGAGUCGAUGAAAUUUUGCCAGCCAACCACCUACUUCUGUUUUGACGGCUCGGAGCCGGAAAGCCAGCCACGGAUCAAAAUGUAGGCGGCUCAGAUCUCUACUUAUACCUCCUUUCCCUUUCCGAAAAGAACUAAUGAGACUAGAGCUGUUAUCUGCUACCAGCAGGCUUAGUUUAAUUAAUCUAUGGAACUCUGGGUUUUUUCCACUCUUAAGCAAUUUUUUGCCUCACAAGUAUUGACUUAUUUCAUGGAUCACCUGACUUAAAUUUUAUAUCUAGAUGUUUUUUCUUUUUUAGUUGCAAACUGGACAGUUUUUUAGGAAAUACUUGAAAUUAUUUUAAAAGUCAAAUAAUUUUGCCCAAUGAUGAAUUUUUUUCUGUAAAUAGACUCAUUUGACAAGACAAAUCAAAUGAUGGGCCAUUUUUGCUUUGUGAAAUUCUUAGUGACUUAACCAUAGAAGAAGUACAAUUGGUUGACUUGGAUACUAAAUUUUUGUAGCUGUAACCAAUACCUUAUUAAACUUUGUUCUAUGUUAAUUUUUAAUAGAUUAUUUAUUUUUAAAUUAAGUAAAAUUUUACAGUAAGACCUGGCAAAAUUGCGGAACUUUCUAAUUUCAUGGAAUUCUAAACAUUGUUGGAAAAAAUUGCAUUACAAAUCUGGACAAACUCGGCUUGAAAUACUUUGCCAUAAUCAUAAAUAUCAAUUUCAAUUAUGACCAAAUGAUUGUAAGCAUUAAAGACAAAAGAAAUGAAAGUGUAAAGUGUGGAAACUUGGCUCAGAAUUUUCAAAAUUACCCCUUCAUUGAAAAAACGUUCAGAUCACAAUUGAAUCACUGUUUACUUCAAAAUCUUGAGGUAUAACUU
Molecule: messenger RNA, 5371 nt
Organism: Cloeon dipterum
Lineage: Eukaryota; Metazoa; Arthropoda; Insecta; Ephemeroptera; Baetidae
Exons: 12
Coding region: 193-3921 (1242 amino acids)
Molecular function (GO): DNA binding
Source: RefSeq, a predicted model, not a curated record